CGCCGAGCCGGGCGGCCCGCCGCUGCCGCCCCCGCUGCGCGCCGGGCCGGCCCCGCGCCCGCGCCGCCCCGGGUCCAGCGGCCCGGCCGGCCGCCCGCGCCGCUUCGAGCCGCCCAUGGUGCAGCGCAUGUGGGCCGAGGCGGCCGGGCCUGCGGGCGGCGCCGAGUCGCUGUUUCCGGGCUCCCGGCGGAGCCGCAGCGUGUGGGACGCCGUGCGCCUGGAGGUGGGCGGCCCCGACAGCUGCCCGGUGGUGCUUCACAGCUUCACGCAGCUCGACCCCGACCUGCCGCGCCUGGAGAGCUCCACACAGGAGAUCGGCGAGGAGCUGGUCAACGGGGUCAUCUACUCCAUUUCCCUGCGGAAGGUCCAAGUGCACCACGGCGCCAACAAGGGCCAGCGCUGGCUCGGGUGUGAAAACGAGUCGGCCCUGAACCUGUACGAGACCUGCAAGGUGCGGACCGUGAAGGCGGGCACGCUGGAGAAGCUGGUGGAGCACCUGGUGCCCGCCUUCCAGGGCAGCGACCUCUCCUACGUCACCAUCUUCUUGUGCACCUACCGAGCGUUCACCACCACCCAGCAGGUCCUGGACCUGCUGUUCAAGAGCAGGUACGGUAGAUGUGACGCCCUCACGGCCUCCUCUAGAUACGGGUGCAUCCUUCCCUACUCCAGUGAGGACGGCGGACCCCAGGACCAACUCAGAAAUGCCAUCUCCUCCAUCCUGGGCACCUGGCUGGACCAGUACUCGGAGGACUUCUGUCAGCCCCCCGACUUUCCCUGCCUCAGGCAGCUGGUGGCCUACGUGCAGCUCAACAUGCCCGGCUCCGACCUGGAGCGCCGGGCCCACCUCCUCUUGGCCCAGCUGGAGCAUGCGGACCUCGGCGAGGCAGAGCCAGAGGCUCUGUCCCCAGCUCCAGUUCCAGCUCUGAAACCAGCUGCUGAGCCAGAGCCCGCCCUAGGCCCAGACCUCGAGCCAGCCCCGGCACGGGCCCCGGAGCCAGCCCCGACGCCAGCUCCGACGCCGCCUCCAGAGCUCGAGCCGGCUCUCUCGCAAGCUCUAGAGCUCGAGCCAGCUGCAGCCCCAGAGCCCCCCUGGCCUUUGCCCGUGGCCGCAGAGAACGGGCUGGGGGAGGGGAAACCCCACCUCCUGGCGUUCCCUCCUGACCUGGUGGCGGAGCAGUUCACGCUGAUGGACGCGGAGCUGUUCAAGAAGGUGGUCCCCUACCACUGCCUGGGCUCCAUCUGGUCCCAGCGGGACAAGAAGGGCAAGGAGCACCUGGCCCCCACCGUCCGUGCCACCGUCACCCAGUUCAACAGCGUGGCCAACUGUGUCAUCACCACCUGCCUCGGGGACCGGAGCGUGUCGGCGCGCCACCGGGCCAGGGUGGUGGAGCACUGGAUCGAGGUGGCCAGGGAGUGCCGGGUCCUCAAGAACUUCUCCUCCCUCCACGCCAUCCUCUCUGCCCUGCAGAGCAACUCCAUCCACCGGCUGAAGAAGACGUGGGAGGAGGUCUCCAGGGACAGCCUCCGCGUCUUUCAGAAGCUGUCGGAGAUUUUCUCAGACGAGAACAACUACUCCCUAAGCAGAGAGCUGCUCAUCAAGGAGGGGACCUCCAAAUUUGCCACCCUGGAGAUGAAUCCCAAGCGAGCCCAGAGGCGCCCGAAAGAGGCGGGUGUCAUCCAGGGCACCGUUCCCUACUUGGGCACGUUCCUCACGGACCUAGUGAUGCUGGACACUGCCAUGAAGGACUAUCUGUAUGGGAGACUGAUCAACUUCGAGAAGAGGAGGAAGGAAUUCGAAGUGAUCGCCCAGAUCAAGCUGCUCCAGUCGGCCUGCAACAAUUACAGCAUCACACCCGAAGAGCACUUCGGGGCCUGGUUCCGGGCCAUGGAGCGGCUCAGCGAGGCGGAGAGCUACACAUUGUCAUGCGAGCUGGAGCCCCCCUCCGAGUCGGCCAGCAACACCCUCAAGGUCAAGAAGAACACGGCCAUCGUCAAGCGCUGGAGCGACCGCCAGGCCCCCAGCGCGGAGCUCAGUACCAGCGGCAGCUGCCACUCCAAGUCCUGUGAUCAACUCAGGUGCGGCCCCUACCUCAGCAGCGGGGACAUUGCUGACGCACUCAGCGUCCACUCGGCUGGCUCCUCCAGCUCCGACGUGGAGGAGAUCAACAUGAGCUUCGUCCCAGAGUCCCCCGACGGCCAGGAGAAGAAGUUCUGGGAGUCGGCCUCCCAGUCGUCCCCGGAGACCUCCGGCAUCAGCUCGGCCUCCAGCAGCACGUCCUCCUCCUCAGCCUCCACCACGCCCGUGGCCAGCACGCGUACCCACAAGCGCUCCGUGUCCGGGGUCUGCAGCUACGGCUCCUCACUGCCCCUCUACAACCAGCAGGUGGGCGACUCCUGCAUCAUCCGGGUGAGCCUGGACGUGGACAACGGCAACAUGUACAAGAGCAUCCUGGUGACCAGCCAAGACAAGGCUCCGGCUGUAAUCCGCAAGGCCAUGGACAAACACAACCUGGAUGAGGACGAACCCGAGGACUAUGAGCUGGUGCAGGUUAUUUCAGAUGAUCGGAAGCUGAAGAUCCCUGACAACGCCAACGUGUUCUACGCCAUGAACUCUACCGCCAACUAUGACUUUGUCCUAAAGAAACGGACCUUCACCAAGGGGACAAAGGUCAGGCAUGGAGCCAGCUCGACCCUCCCCCGCAUGAAGCAGAAGGGACUCAAGAUUGCCAAGGGCAUCUUCCCUUAGCUGCCAGCCACAGAGCCACCCUUUCCAGGGUCUGGCUAGCCAGGCAACUAAGCACUUAAAGACUCCGGUGAGCCAGGCCAGGCGGACACGUCUGCCCGACCCGCCCAGCCCAGGCCACCUCCAGACUCGUUUCACCCCAAACCUCCCCUGGUGCCGGGAUUGACGCCUGCCUGCCGAUGGGCUGACCUGGCCUCCCGUGGACCACUCGCUGCCUUAGGUGCCUUCUGCUGUCUGGAACCAGAGGACUAGCUGAACCUUUGCCAAGGAGCGCGGCCAGUGGGCGCGGAGCCCUGCUUGCCGCCGGGCCCGGGCCCCCCGCACACCUCCCGCACGCCCUCCCAGGUGUGGACCACUGCCACCUGUGCCCGUGGGCACCCCAGGGCACCCACUUCUCCACCGGGUCUCACCACUGCAGUUCUCUCCUCCCACCACUCUGGCCUUGUCUCAGGCUGCACCAAAGAGUCCAUCAUCAGGGCCAACCGAAGGUGAGGGAGUCUCACCCACUGCCCACUCCAGCCCUCCCCCGGGAGAGGAGAGAGAGAGAGAGACCCGCUUCACGGACCAGACUCUCUAACUGGUGAGUGAGGAUGGUCUCGGGCGAGUCCCACUGAUGUCGGAUCUCCUGACCCUGCAAGUACUGUUCGCCGCUGCAUCCUGGGCUUAACGAGACCACACGAGACAGGGGUUAGUGGGAAAAGGAGGGAUUGGGGGGAGGGGAGGGGGACUGAAUAUUUGUAUAAAAGGUGAAAGCAAAAUGUUUACCAGUUGGGGAGGGGCAAUAUUUAUUUGUUGUAAAUAGCAAAUGCUAGACUUGAAUCUUAUAUUAAAAUCCUGUUUCUACUAUA
Cervus elaphus (red deer) is the source of this 3591-nucleotide messenger RNA. It is a transcript of the gene RALGDS, whose product is annotated as ral guanine nucleotide dissociation stimulator. Gene Ontology annotation, molecular function: guanyl-nucleotide exchange factor activity. The record is from RefSeq and is a predicted model, not a curated record. Lineage: Eukaryota; Metazoa; Chordata; Mammalia; Artiodactyla; Cervidae. Gene Ontology annotation, biological process: Ras protein signal transduction; positive regulation of GTPase activity. The transcript has 18 exons. Bases 116 to 2746 code for a protein of 876 amino acids. Gene Ontology annotation, cellular component: plasma membrane.